CGGUACAUCAGCACGGAGCUGGGGAUGCGGCAGCGGCUCUUCGUGGGUGUGCUGACCUCCAAGAGCACAUUGAACACACUGGGGGUGGCUGUCAACCGCACACUGGCCCACCGCCUGGAGCGCCUGGUGUACUUCACAGGCACGCGGGGCCCCAAGGUGCCCCACGGCGGCAUGACAGUGGUGACGCACAGUGACGAGCGGCCCAUCUGGAACAUGUACCAGACUGUCAGGUACCUUCUGGACCACUACGUGAAUGACUUCGACUGGUUCUUCCUGGUGCAAGAUGAUACCUACACAGAGGCACAUCGCAUCAACCGCCUGGUUGCCCACCUCAGCAUUGACACCCACCUCUACCUGGGCCGUCCUGAGGAGUUUAUUGGUGGGGACACUGAGGGACGUUACUGCUAUGGAGGGUUUGGCUACCUGCUGUCCCGCAGCCUCCUCCUGCUCCUGCAGCAGCACCUGGAGAGCUGCCGCAAUGACAUCCUCAGCGCCCGGCCCGAUGAGUGGCUGGGCCGCUGCAUCAUUGACUACACAGGUGUCAACUGUGCUGAAGAACAUGAGGGCUUGCAUUACCACUAUUUUGAGCUUGGGAAGAAUGCGGACCCUGAGCGGGAGACCGACCUCCGUUUCCAGAGUGCCUUCACUGUCCACCCUGUGCUGGAUCCCCUGCAGAUGUACCGGCUGCACAAGUACUUUGCACAGGUGGAACUUGAGAGGACCUACCAGGAGAUCCAGCAGCUCCAGCUGGAGAUCCAGAAUGCCAGCAGCCUGUCUGCUGAUGGGGACCACAGUGCCACAUGGCCCAUCGGCAUCCCACCCCCCUUCCAGCCCAAAACCCGCUUUGAAGUGCUGCGCUGGGACUACUUCACGGAGGAACAGGUCUAUGCCUGUGUGGAUGGCUCCCCCAAGUGCGAGCUGCAUGGCGCAGAUCUGGCAGAUGUGGCUGACGUGGUGGCCACGGCCAUAGAGGAACUGAAUCGCAAGUACCAGCCGGUGCUCCACGUCCGCAAGCAGCAGCUGGUGAAUGGGUACCGGCGCUUUGACCCCACGCGUGGUAUGGAGUACACACUGGACCUUCAGGUGGAGGUGGUCACCCAGAAGGGGCACAGCCGCUCUGUCACUAAGCGCGUGCACCUGGUGCGUCCUCUCAGUGAGGUGGAGAUUAUCCCCAUGCCCUAUGUGACAGAGGCCAGUCGCAUCAAUGUUAUCCUGCCACUGACGGCUCAUGACCGGGACUAUGCUACCCGCUUUUUGGAGGCUUAUGCAGCAGCUGCCUUUGAGAGUAGCGAGAAUGCAGUGCUCACCUUCCUCUUCAUCUAUGACCCCUUUGAGGCCCAACAGGUCACCCAGAACGACAUCUUUGCCUCUGUGAAGGCCCAGAUCACUGAGUAUGAGCGCAAGUAUGCAGAGGUAAAGAUCCCAUGGAUCAGCGUUAAGACAGAUGCACCCUCCCAAAUCAAGGUCAUGGACAUCAUCUCCAAGAAGCAUCCUGUGGACACUCUUUUCUUCGUGGCUGGUGUGGGGACAGAGGUCACCAUCGAUUUCCGGAACCGCUGCCGGAUGAACACUAUAAACAACUGGCAGGUCUUUUUCCCCAUCCACUUCCAGGGCUACAACCCAGCCAUUGCUUACCACAACCAGGUGCCACCCACCACACUGGACCUGCUGCGGGACGUGGGGCGCUUUGACCGCGAUGUCUUCCACGAAGCCUGCUUCUACAAUGCCGACUACAUGGCAGCACGCACCCGCAUGGCAGGUGACGUGCAGGAGAAUGAGGACAUCCUGGAGACCUUGGACAUCUAUGACAUGUUCAUCAAGUACUCCAACCUCCAUGUCUUCCGGGCUGUGGAGCCUGCUUUGCUGCAGCGCUACCGACACCAGGCCUGCAACCCCCGCCUCAGCGAAGAGAUCUAUCACCGUUGUGUGCAGAGCAGCCUGGAGGGCGUAGGCUCUCGCUCCCAGCUGGCCAUGGUGCUUUUUGAGCAGGAGCAGGGUAACAGCACCUGA
Molecule: messenger RNA, 2010 nt
Organism: Acanthisitta chloris (rifleman)
Lineage: Eukaryota; Metazoa; Chordata; Aves; Passeriformes; Acanthisittidae
Gene: CHPF
Product: chondroitin polymerizing factor
Exons: 4
Coding region: 25-2010 (661 amino acids)
Cellular component (GO): Golgi cisterna membrane
Molecular function (GO): glucuronosyl-N-acetylgalactosaminyl-proteoglycan 4-beta-N-acetylgalactosaminyltransferase activity
Source: RefSeq, a predicted model, not a curated record